Nematolebias whitei (Rio pearlfish) is the source of this 369-nucleotide messenger RNA. RefSeq names its product sodium/hydrogen exchanger 3-like. Bases 1 to 369 code for a protein of 122 amino acids. Gene Ontology annotation, biological process: regulation of pH; sodium ion transport; proton transmembrane transport. The record is from RefSeq and is a predicted model, not a curated record. The transcript is spliced from 2 exons. Gene Ontology annotation, molecular function: sodium:proton antiporter activity. Gene Ontology annotation, cellular component: brush border membrane; apical plasma membrane. Lineage: Eukaryota; Metazoa; Chordata; Actinopteri; Cyprinodontiformes; Rivulidae.
AUGUCCUGGGCGGCUGAAGAUCUUCACCAGCAGAACCUCUUCAUCGAGGCCAACCAUCAUGUGACCGAGUACAUCCCAGAAAGCGCCCUGCUCAUCUGCUGCGGCUUCAUCCUGGGGGGGAUGAUCUGGGGGGCAGACAAGACGCAGACCUUCAAGCUGACCCCUCGGGCCUUCUUCUUCUUCUUGUUGCCGCAGAUCAUCCUGGACGCCGGCUACAGCAUGCCCAACAAGAUGUUCUUCACCAACCUGGGGGGCAUCCUGAUCCACGCCAUCAUCGGGACCUGCUGGAACGCCGCCAGCCUGGGGCUGUCUCUGUGGGGGUGUCACAAGGGCGGAGCCAUGGGUGACCUUUUUACUUUAUUUCUCUGA